AUGAUUUCCUAUAUUCUAAAUUAAAGUACGUCUUUCCAGACUAGUGAAAAUAAGUUUGAUGAAGUCAAUAGAGGAACACAAACUUUCCGUUAUAAAAACAGAUAAUUAGAAGCCUAAAAAGAAAAGUUAUCCACUGAAUGUGACCCAUUGUAAGAAAGAACCAUAGGUGGAAAUGUAAAUAUCAUGUUUUCUAAGUUCUAGAUGAAAACUUAAUUUAAAAGAAAGAAUGAUGAAUUCGAUCCCAUCAAUUGUGUAAAAAAUCUGAUAAACUUAUCUCUAAAUGUUCUUGAAGAUGAAUUUUAAGUGAUUCAUUAAUAACAGAAUCAAAACAAUUAAUAUUCUCAUAUAAGUUUAGAAAUGUAAAUGAUAGACCAAAGUGAUAUUGAAGCAUUUAAGUUGCCACCAACUGCUCAAUAAUUUUAAUAACCUAACAAGAAAACACAUAAAAAGCCAAAGAACAAGAAAAAUAAAGUGGAUUCACAAAAAAAACCCCAAAAAAACUAGACCUUCACCCAAAAACAACAUCAUCAACAACCUUAGAUCGAAUAAUAGAUUAAGGAGAAAUAAUGUAAUUAAACUUCUCCCUCUAAUACUCAUAAGAUGAAGUAUUAAACAACUUCAUAAAAAUAAUAAAUAGUUAGUAGUUUGAAUCAAAUAUAGAAAAUAGAGCAGAAAUCCAAAAAAGAUUCCAGUGAUUUGGAUGCCUAAUUUAAUCAUAUUGGUGCUGUAAGUACUACAACAGGGAAUUCCCAAUCAGAAUCAGACGACUGUCAAUUGUAAUAGGAUGAGAACAAUCAGAAGAACUCAAGUAUCUAAAAGCAAAGCAACAAGGAGAAAUAUAAAAAGAAAAAUUAAAAUAAUGUAGAAAUAGUUGGAAACAAACAAUAUCCAUAUUCUUCAUAGACUACUCCUAUUAAACGUAAAUAAUUAAACCUAAACAAAUCUAAAACACAAGACAUCGAUGAGUUUGUGAAUAACAUACAAGUUAAGAGUUUUUAAAAUAAAAUACGAAAACGAAUAUGCUUCAAUAGAUUACAUUAUAUUAUUUCCAUGAAUUCAGACCUUAAUAUAUAUGCUUAUGGAUCUUUCGAAACGGGACUAGAUUUAGAAGUAAGUGAUGUUGAUAUAGGAAUCUGGGGGACUUAAACGUUGAGUUAUAAUCAGAUAGUUAACUUUUUAUAGUCAAUAAAUUAACUAUUAAAAUAGACACCUUUUUUAGUCAAUUCAAAACUAAUUCAAAGUCAUAUGCCCAUACUGAAAUUGGAGCUUAAUCCCAAGACUGCGUUUUACAAUGAUGACGCUUAUAUUUAACAGAAUUGGCAAAGUUUCCAUUUGGAUCAAUAAGAUUCAGGCAAAAUCAUUCAAGUGGAUUUAACUUGGAUUUACUAGUGGAGCAAUAUCUACAACAAUCCACACUUGGGAUUUGCUUCAACCACGAUCAUCAAGGAUUGGGUGAAUAGAUUUUAUUGGUAUAGGGAUAUAAUGCUCAUUUUAAAGUAUUUGCUCAAAUCCAAAAAUCUGAAUGAUGCUCAUACAGGAGGAAUAUCUUCAUUUUGUUUGUCAAUAAUGUUAGCUGCCAUCUAUAUGUGCAAGCAUUACACUCAAAAUGAUAAAAAAUCUAUUCUUCUUGACUUUUUAAAAAAGUAUGCAACUUAAUUUGAUCCCUUAAAAGAGGGCAUUUACAUAGAUGGUUAUGGGUAAUUAAACCCAUUUAUUGCCUUGGAUGAAUGUCCCCCAUAUAAUCCUCUCACAAUAUACUCACCAAUUAAUUACUAAAUAAUAUCUCAAAAAGCUAUUAGAUUUCCUGAGAUCUAGGAAGAGUUUAAAAAGCUAUAUGAACAUCUGACGAAGUCUAAUAAAAUUCAAGAUUACUUUGACAUUCCCUAAAAAGUGAAUUAAUAAUUAUUUAUAUGA
Messenger RNA from Paramecium tetraurelia, 1914 nucleotides. RefSeq lists its product as uncharacterized. Gene Ontology annotation, biological process: RNA 3'-end processing. The record is from RefSeq and is a predicted model, not a curated record. The transcript is spliced from 6 exons. Lineage: Eukaryota; Ciliophora; Oligohymenophorea; Peniculida; Parameciidae. Gene Ontology annotation, molecular function: poly(A) RNA polymerase activity; mRNA binding. Gene Ontology annotation, cellular component: TRAMP complex; nucleolus.